Messenger RNA from Salmo salar (Atlantic salmon), 5723 nucleotides. It is a transcript of the gene myo15b, whose product is annotated as myosin XVB. The record is from RefSeq and is a predicted model, not a curated record. Gene Ontology annotation, cellular component: cytoskeleton. Lineage: Eukaryota; Metazoa; Chordata; Actinopteri; Salmoniformes; Salmonidae. Gene Ontology annotation, molecular function: protein binding.
CAUACACACGCACAAACGCACACACUCACACACACACACUUCCUGUCUUGGACUUUAACCCAUAUUACUGAAAUAAGAGGCUGUGGCAUCUCUCCUUCUGCUUGCCAGUUCUGCCUCCCUUUCUGGACUAAUACAGGAUUAUUAACAGGAACAAGACAGGAAUGACAGGAGCACGGUGAAAGCCACCACCACAAAGACCCAGGACUUGUACUCCACAGGAAUGGAUGUGGGAAUGUUGGAGAUUCCGGCUGAGCUAUCGGCCAGACUACGCAGCGCAGCAGGGCGGCAGCAUGUAUCAGGGGUGACAGAGGUGGCGCCUCCACAGGUGAAAGCACAAAACACCCUAAUCCUGCCCCUCGAUAUUGACAGUUACCCCUUCUCACGAUACGCCAACGCCACACUGAAGGAUGGCUGGUGUCAGCCACAGGGCUACUCCCUCCAGCGACCUCUGACCUCUCUGGAGCCUGAAGACGCUCGAACCGCUCUGGAGAUCCAUAAACUGAUAUUGCGUUUUGCAGGGGACAGUGAUCUGAGUGGCUGGCAGGAGCAGAUGUUGGGGAACUACAUUGUGGAGCAGGGCCAGACCAGACCCCCCCUGAGGGAUGAGAUCCUAGCCCAGUUGGCCCACACCACCUGGGGCAGGGAGUCAGAGGAGGUGGCGCUGCGGGGCUGGUUGUUACUGGCCUACUGCCUUAGCACAUUCACCCCCUCCCCAGCCCUGGACAAACCCCUGCUCAAGUAUGUAUCUGAUAAUGGUCCAGGUGAAUAUCGUUCUCUGUGCCAGCACAAACUCCUCACCUCCCUCAAGUUACCCUCCCCUGCCUCCCGCCUCCACCCCCCAUCCCAGCUGGAGUGGACAACCAAUCAGAGGAGAGGAAAUAUGGUGAUGGACAUACACACCUUCAACGAGGAGAAGAUGACAGCUGAGGUAGAGUCCUGGACCACAGGGGAGCAGCUGGCCUCGUGGCUGCUCCACUUCAGAGGGUUACCCGAGGCUCCACGGGGCUGGUCCGUGUCUCUGCUAACUGAUGAGGGCUGGUCUGAUCUGGCUGGAUGUGACUUUGUCUUGGACCUGUUGGCUGGAGCAGAGACUGAUGCUACACUGGAGACCGCACACACAGAACCUGACUACCUGUUCAACAACGAGGGAGACGGGAUGAUCACAACAGAUCUAGAUGGCUUCAUCCCCCCGGCCCCCUCCAUUCCGGCCCCUUGUCUCCCACAGCAGGGCCGCAGAGACUACCAGCAGUCAGAGGGUUCUGGUCAGAUGGACUGCUACCUGGAUGACCUCUUUGACCCAAUGAUGGACCAGGAACCAGGGGACCAGGAGCGUAUGGCCAUGUUGAACAGGAGGAUGAGAGGAGGAGGAGGGAUGUAUAGACCAGGUGUUCCAAUGACAAUGCCAGGCUAUUCUAUGGGAAUGCCAGUGAACCCUGCCAUGCAAGACUACAGGGCUCCAAUGAUGCCAAGUAUGAUGCCAGCUGCCCCCAUGCCUAUGAUGCCAACCAUGAUGUCACCCCAGCCAGCUGCACCAGGCCUGGACCCCCAGCAGAUGGUAGCACAGCAGCAGGCUUUCAUCAACCAACAGGCCCUGUUCAUGGCUCAGCAGAUGACAAUGCAGGCGAUGACCAUGUCCCAGCAGCAGACUCAGGAGCAGCAGAGACAGCAGCUGCGGCGCCAGGCUAACCUUCGACCCGUCACACCCCCCCUCGCCCCCUCACCCCCGGCCCAGACACACCCCCCUGCCCUCUCACCCCCGGCCCAGACACAAACACUCCCCCGCGCCCCUCCGCCGCUAACUACACCCAGCCAGAGGAAACCACAGUUACAGCACUACAUACCUGAGCCUGAGAGAGAUGUGGACUUUGUCAGUCCAGACCAGCUGGACUCUUUCAAGGACAAGAGAGAGUUCUUCCAGAAGAUUGGUUCUCAGCCAAAGCCAGCAGCCAAACCGCCAAAGCCUCGCCCUGCUCCCAGUAGCCCCCCCAAACAGACCCGUCCCCCUCCCCUCCCCACCCCCAGAACCCAGGACUUGGCAACGUCCCGGAGGGAGCCCCCACAAACAGACCCUUCCCCGUCUCCCUCUCCCUCCCCACCUCCAGCACCCAGGACUUGGCAACGUCCCCCGUCUCCUCCUGCCAGAGAACCAGACCGCCCCAGCCCUCCUGCCUCCCCGCCCCCUCCCAGCACCAGAAUCCGUGACAUCAUUAAACAGUACCAAAACCGCCCUGUCAACGAUCCAAAACCCUUCAAACCAAUCAGGGUUCCAGCACAGUCGUUUGUGAAGAAGAAUGAUCCUAAAGAGGAGGCCCUUUCUAUCCUUAGAAAUAACGGACCUGUACAACAGCAGAAGAGACAGCCUCCCCCCGCACGGCAGCCCUCUCCUCCCUCCACCAGAGGGCCUCACUCCAUUUCCAACAACAUGAUGCAGAAACAGCGCUCCCUCGCCGACCUGUUUGGCACUCAGGGACGCGCCGAGAACCCUCCGCCUGCUCCCCCCGGGUUCGCCCCUCCUCCUCCCCCAGUCCAACACAUCUAUGAGAGCUUGCCAGACCCCCCCACCAAGGCUGCCCCCACACUCAAUCUGCUGUCUGGGGAGGAGAGUGUCCGCACCCAGCUCCACAGGUUCUCUGCCAGCGUCUACUUCUCCUACUCGGCUAUGCCUGGCAAACUGUUCCUACGCAAAGAGGUGUUUUACCCCAGAGAGAAGUUCAACCACCCCUACAUCCUCAAUCUCCUCUGUGAGCAGAUCAUGAGAGACACGUACUGUGACACCUGUGUGAGGAUCUCCAGAGAGGAGAGGAGGAAAAUGAAGGACCUACUGGCCAGUUUCCAUGUGGGUACAAGUGUCAGCUUGGUCCAGGACGACACCAUGAAGAAGAGGAUAGUGAUGGCUGCCAGAGACAACUGGGAAAACUACUUCACAAGACUGUUCCCUGUCAAAGGUGAUACCAGCGGGGACACCCAGAUAUUGGGUGUGUCUCAUCGUGGGCUUCGUCUGCUGAAGGUGGCCAGAGCAUCAGGCAUCAACCCCAAACACCUGAUACUGCUACGCAGCUACAGCUAUGCGGAGCUGCUGUCGGUGAAGCUGCGGUCUGCAGACAUGGUAGAAUUCAGUCUGAAAGAAGAACAGCUGCAGUUGCAGAGCAACAGAGCUGUUCAGAUCACUGCUAUGGUCAGGCUGUUCCACCAAGAACUCGUCGAGGGCUCGGAUCAUGUGAUCGCCCUGAAGAGCUUUGAGACGGUCGACAAGAGCCUGCUCAACUUCCGCAAGGGUGACAUCAUCAAACUCAUGCCCAUAGAUGGCCUCAAACCAGGUUGGUGUUUCGGUUCAAUUGGGGGGCGCUCGGGUCUCUUCCCCACGGACAUCACUCAGCCGUCUGCCCCUCCUGACUACCAGCAUGUCCACCUUGACCGCCGCAACGAGAGGAGGAAGAGCAUGAGAGCUCCAGCCCCCAGACCCACCUCCCACAACGGCUCAGCACAGCCCAGCCGAGAUGGCUCCAUCCUGGGGUCGGCUCGGUCGGUUCAGGGUAGUGAGAUGAAUGACGUACAGACGUUCCUGAUGACAGAGUUUGCCAUGAAAUACUUCAGAGAUGCUGCCAUGAGCAUGGAGGAUAGAGGUCUUCUUGAUGGAGGUAGAAACUUCUCGGAGAUGGUUCAGUACACAGAGGUUCCCGUUCAGGAAUCUCUCAUCCUGUACUCUGAUCCUGAUCUUAAUAACCUGGCUGUCCAGGCCUUCAUGAGUGUGAUGCAGUUCAUGGGAGACCAGCCUCUGGGGAAACACAAGUCUGAGGAAGACUGUGUCAGCCAUGUCUUGAUGCUGGGGAAGGAGAAGGAGUUCCUGAGAGAUGAGAUCUACUGCCAGGUCAUCAAACAGACCACUAACAACACACACAGGCAGAGCUGUACCCGAGGUUGGCGUUUAUUGAACCUGGUAACAGGGUUCUUCCCCUGUUCUGGCACUCUCAAUCCCUACGUCACACAACUCUUACAAAACAUCAGCCAAGACCCCUCACACCCAUACCAAGAGCUGUCUCAAUAUUGUAAGGAGAACCUGUUCCGGUCUCUGAUCCACGGAGGUCGCAGACACGUCCCCUCUCACGUAGAGAUGGAAGCCAUACUGGCUGGCAGAAGCUCUCGCCGGUUCCCCAUCAAGCUGCCAGGUGGAGUGGACUUCCCCUGUAAGAUACGCAGCUUUAGCGUGGCUCUGGAGGUGGUGGAAGAGCUGUGUACAGAGAUGGGCAUUCAGGACCUGUCAGAAGUCAACGAGUUCUCUAUCCAUGCCAACUGCGACCAGGAGGGGAUGGUGCGGCCAAUCCACCCUGAUGAGUACCUGUUUGACUUCCUUUUGGAUGACGGCUCCAUCUUCCUGUCCUUCCACCGCGUCAUGUGGACACACCCCCUUCACUUCGACAAUGACCUGUACCUGGAGUUCCACUUCCAACAGGUCCUGGGUGAUUACCUGGAUGACAAACUGCUGCUGCCAAGCGGUGGUGCCAAUGUUGUCCAGCAGAUGGCAGAGCUGGCUGUCCUGCAGCAUAUGGCACAGGGUCUUACUCAAGAGCCCUCUGUGCCUGAACUGAAGGAGUACCUCCCCCGACAGGAAGGGGGCAGCACCAACCUGGAGCAGAUCCACUCGAUCUCCCUCAGAGAGAGAACCACCAUGCUGUCCCUCAGCCCCCACGACGCCAAAGCACGCUUCCUCGAGUGCCUGAGCUCCCUACCUCUGUUCGGCUCAAAUAUCUUCCUGGCUCAGAAGGUCAGCCAUCGCAGCUGCCCCUCGCCCUGCCUGGUGGCUGUCAACCAAGACGAAGUGUUGUUCUGCCACCCCAAUACACAGGAGCGGGCGUUUGUGAUCCCGCUGGUGGAAGUGCAGUCACUGAACUUGGUCAAGCCCAAGCAAGACAAGAAGGUGCCAGGAGUGGAGAUCAAAUACGGCAACCCAGGACGCCCAAAAACCAUCACCGUCCACCUCAAACAGGCCAAGGAGUUGUGCCACAUCAUUGCUGUCAUUAUGGAGAAGUUGGUACAACCACCCAUCAAUAGUUCUGUCUCUAGCCGCAACUAGUAGACACACACACACACACACACACUCUCUCUCUGAGACGGAGCCUGCUGAUACCCUCAGCCUAGAUGUCUCAGGAUCAGCCUAUUGAUAAACGGGCCUGCGCUGAUGAUUAUCAAAACAGAUGUCUUCAUAUUUUUAUCUACAACAUUUAGUUAUAAAAAAUUGACAUAUUACAGCUAUGAGUACCAAUGAAUGUCCACAUUUUUAAAUUCCUUUGUACGUGUUUAUAUAACCAAUGUAUCAAUGUGAAGAUUUAUUUGCAAUAAAUGUUUGUGUAAUUUAAGUCCAGGCACCACACCCUCACGGUAAUUUUUUCCCCUUAAUCAAUAUAACAAUUCACUUUUACAAGUUGAAUGCAGACAAAAUUAUGUUUUUUUUUUUAUUACAAUUUUUCUGAAAUAUUUUGUUUAAAUAUGCAAAUGACUCAAUAUCUAUUUUUUUUUUACAUAUCAAUCAAAUCAAUUUUUCUGGACACUGGAUGAAAUCAGUCUAAAUAUUUUGGUUUCAUUUUGUUAAGACACUCCAGGACCGGACUUGUCCAGAGCAGAUUGUGGAUAAAUACUUGUUAUCUUUCUAUCUGUGAAAUACUAGACACGCACAUAAAAUGCAUUUUGUCGCAUUUUUCCAAUGAAAAUAAAAAAUGUACAACAUA